Myotis brandtii (Brandt's bat) is the source of this 258-nucleotide messenger RNA. RefSeq names its product small integral membrane protein 10-like protein 2A. The transcript has a single exon. The record is from RefSeq and is a predicted model, not a curated record. The annotation marks the transcript as partial. Lineage: Eukaryota; Metazoa; Chordata; Mammalia; Chiroptera; Vespertilionidae.
CCUACGGGGUGUUCUGCAAAGGGCUCUCCCGCACGCUGCUCGCCUUCUUCGAGCUGGCCUGGCAGCUGCGCUCCAAUUUCCCGUACUUCUACGUCGCGGGCUCCGUCAUCCUCAACAUCCGCUUGCAGGUACAUUUCUAGAGUCGCGAUUACGCUAACGGUCUCUGGACCGGCAGAAUGGCGGACUCCCAGGAGGCCCCGCGACGGAGCGGAGCGGAGCUGUGGACGCGGCCUCCUUGGUCUCGCGAGAUUGGCCGGA